AUGACCUGGAUAGAUUCGGGGCCAGGAGCGGAAGCGAGAGAAAAACUCACUUUGCAAGAAAAGCUCGCUUACGCCGGGAUUCGAACCCCUGACCUGAUCUCCAGAAGGUUUCGAGGCAUCAACCUUUUACAGAGCCUCAGCCUUGGUGACGCCACAACCCUUACUGUGCGCGACGACCAGGCCGUGUAUACUACGUGUGGCUUACCCUCCCCCGCCCAAACCAGUGCGAUUUUCGACGUGCUGCUCAACCAAAGCUUUUCGGUUGGGUACACAACGCUCAUGUCACUUGUUGACCGCUACCAGUUUUCUCUCGUACAGGUUAUCCCCCCGCUGGUAGAGGGUAUCAUCUCGUGCGGUGAUGAAAAGAUGGGUGUGCACAGAGUGGGAGAGGUAUUGUCCACGCUUGCUGAUGUCGAAUGUUGCUUAUCGGAUGGAGGGUCGGAACGUAUCACCGUAGGCGCGAUGAUGGGCAACUGCUUGCCAUGUCUAGACGAACAACAAGGGGCGGCUAGAACCAGCUACUUCGAUCCCGACAUCAGCGAAAAAAAGACGAUGGCGUACACGGCCAGCGAGUUUGGCAAAGAGAAUUGUAAGCUUGGAUUCAGCAUCAAGUAUAAGGUACAUUCACCACAAUCAAACAGUCAACGUCUCGGCUCGUAA
Ectocarpus sp. CCAP 1310/34 is the source of this 660-nucleotide messenger RNA. The record is from the annotation of a GenBank genome assembly. NCBI's taxonomy places the organism in Eukaryota, Phaeophyceae, Ectocarpales, Ectocarpaceae.